Messenger RNA from Cavia porcellus (domestic guinea pig), 8206 nucleotides. It is a transcript of the gene Adarb2, whose product is annotated as adenosine deaminase RNA specific B2 (inactive). The record is from RefSeq and is a predicted model, not a curated record. Gene Ontology annotation, cellular component: cytoplasm; nucleolus. Lineage: Eukaryota; Metazoa; Chordata; Mammalia; Rodentia; Caviidae. The coding region runs from base 586 to 2823 and encodes 745 amino acids. Gene Ontology annotation, biological process: RNA processing; adenosine to inosine editing. Gene Ontology annotation, molecular function: double-stranded RNA adenosine deaminase activity; tRNA-specific adenosine deaminase activity; double-stranded RNA binding. The transcript is spliced from 10 exons.
ACGCCCCGAUGUCGUCCUCCUUUCUUUGAGCAACCUCUCUCUUUACACCCAGUCCUGGGCAGCUCCAUCCGUCCAAAUGGGAGCUGAGUUUGCAAGCUGCCAAGGGCGGCGGGGCUGAUGCUGCUGAUGUCAGAGCCAGAAGACAGUUGUGAUUGGAUCUAAUUAGACUUUGCAGCAGCAAAUAGACAAGCUCCCCGUGUGAUUGGCUUCAAAGUGGCUGGUGCCAAACAACUAGCAGAGGUGCAAAAGUAUCAGCUUUGUGUUGGGAGCCCAGAUGAAGAAGCAGCCCGAGGAGAGCUUGGGGCGCUCAGGACGCGCGCGCACACCUUUCCCCGCGUUGGCUGUCCAAAGAGAGGCUCAGUCCUCGGGCUCCGGACAGAGGCUUGCAGCAUAGCUGGAACCAAGUGACAGAGAACAACUGGAGAACGCGCGCGCUCGCCAGCCUGCUCGGACUAAAAAAGUGAGUCGGUUCGCUGGUUUGUAAAAGAAGCGUUCGCGCGGCCAGCGGCCGCAGCUGCAAGAGCGAGGAAGGUGCGAUUGCUGGCGGAAAGGCUGCUCUCCGGCUUUCCUGACUGGGUCUCAGCCAUGGCAUCCGUCCUGGGCAGCGGCCGGGGAUCUGGAGGGCUAAGUAGCCAACUCAAAUGCAAGUCCAAGAGGAGGAGGAGGAGGAGGUCCAAGAGGAAAGACAAAGUCAGCAUACUGUCAACCUUCUUCGCUCCAUUCAAGUACCUAAGUCCUGGGGCCACAAACACGGAGGAUGAAGACAAUCUCAGUACAAGCAGUGCAGAAGUGAAGGAGAACCGAAAUGUGAGCAACUUGGGAACUAGGCUCCUGCCACCAGGGGACCGAGCCAGAAGCAGCACUCCCAGCGUCAAAAGAAAAAGACCCCUGGAAGAAGGGAAUGGGGGCCACUUCUGCAAACUCCAGCUCAUCUGGAAGAAGCUGUCCUGGUCAAUGACACCCAAGAAUGCACUCGUCCAGCUGCAUGAGCUGAAACCAGGUCUACAGUACCGGAUGGUGUCGCAGACAGGCCCAGUACAUGCCCCGGUCUUUGCAGUGGCAGUGGAAGUUAAUGGACUCACAUUUGAGGGCACAGGGCCCACCAAGAAGAAAGCCAAGAUGCGCGCAGCUGAACUGGCACUAAAGUCCUUCGUGCAGUUCCCCAAUGCCUGCCAGGCCCACCUGGCCAUGGGCAGCAGCACCAACCUGUGUACAGACUUCACUUCGGACCAGGCCGACUUCCCAGACACGCUGUUCAAGCAGUUUGAGCCUUCGGCGCCCAGUGAAGGGUUCCCACCCUGCAGGCCCGUGGACUCCGAGCUUCUGUCUACCGCCUACCGGAGAGGGCGGCUACUCUACCACACCCUGGACCUCAUGGGCCCAGCCCGGCCGGACCGGCCUUGGCCUGCUCCAGCAGCCUCGGGAGAGAGGAACCCGGUAGUCGUGCUGAAUGAGCUACGCUCUGGCCUGCGGUACGUGUGCCUCUCGGAAACUGCCGAGAAACCUCGCACCAAGAGUUUUGUCAUGGCCGUGUGCGUGGACGGGAGGACGUUCGAAGGCUCAGGGCGCAGCAAGAAGUUGGCCAAGGGCCAGGCGGCACAGGCUGCUCUGCAGGCCCUCUUCGACAUCAGGCUGCCCGGCCAUGCCCCCAGCAGGAGUAAAAGUAACCUCUUACCACAGGAAUUUGCUGACUCAGUGUCCCAGCUGGUCACACAGAAGUUCCGUGAGCUGACAGUGGGCUUGACAUCUGUGCAUGCCCGCCACAAAGCACUGGCAGGAAUCGUCAUGACCAAAGGCUUGGACACCAGGCAAGCACAGGUCAUCGUCCUGUCCUCCGGGACCAAGUGCAUCAGCGGCGAACACAUCAGUGACCAGGGGUUGGUGGUCAACGACUGCCACGCAGAAAUCGUGGCCCGGCGGGCAUUUCUCCACUUCCUCUAUGCACAGCUGGAGCUGCAUCUGAGCAAGCGACGAGAAGACUCAGAGCGAUCAAUAUUUGUACGUUUAAAGGAAGGAGGCUACAGACUUCGAGAAAACAUCCUCUUCCAUCUCUAUGUAAGCACAUCACCCUGUGGAGACGCAAGACUCAACUCCCCGUACGAGAUCACCACGGACUUGAACAGCAGCAAACACCUCGUCAGGAAAUUCCGAGGGCACCUGCGCACCAAGAUUGAGUCUGGGGAAGGGACGGUCCCCGUACGGGGGCCCAGCACAGUCCAGACAUGGGACGGCAUCCUGCUGGGGGAGCAACUGGUCACCAUGUCGUGCACAGACAAGAUUGCCAGGUGGAAUGUCCUGGGACUACAGGGGGCUCUCCUCUGUCACUUCAUCGAGCCUGUGUACCUCCACAGCAUCGUCGUGGGCAGCCUGCACCACACGGGCCACCUGUCCCGGGUCAUGAGCCACAGGAUGGAGGACAUCGGCCAGCUACCGACCUCAUACCAGCACAACCAGCCUCUUCUCAGUGGAGUGAGUAAUGCCGAGGCACGGCAGCCGGGCAAGUCUCCCCACUUCAGUGUGAACUGGGUCGUGGGCAAUGCAGACCUGGAGAUUAUUAAUGCCACAACUGGGAAGAGGAGCUGCGGGGGCUCAUCCAGGCUCUGCAAGCACGUGUUCUCUGCCCGGUGGGCACAGCUAUAUGGUAGGCUGAGUACACGGAUACCAAUCCAUGGGGAUACGCCGUCCAUGUACUGUGAGGCCAAGCUAGGGGCUCACACUUACCAGUCUGUUAAACAGCAGCUGUUUAAGGCUUUUCAGAAAGCAGGCUUGGGCACCUGGGUGAGGAAACCACCAGAGCAAGAUCAGUUUCUACUAACUCUCUAAGUCAUUAGACUCCUUUGCUAUUGGACCACAGUGAAACAUCUGGAGAGGAUGGAGUCGUGUGUGGAGCGACAUGGCGUGUCCAGUGGUUCUCGGCAUUCAUUUUCCUUCAGUGUUCCAGAAACACACAAGUUCCAUGUUUGGAUGAGCAACUAGAUUUCAAUUCAGGACAUGCUGCUUUUCCUUAAGUUGCUAGUCCCAAGAAUGCUGUUCACCAUACCUAGAGGUACAAGUGCCAUUGUAUCAGCUCCGUCUCUUCUUGGUUGUAUCAAAGGAAAAGCUUGUAGUCUGGUGAAGGGAGCUGAGUUGCAGCCUUGACAAAUGAUACUAAAGUGUGGCCAGUUAGAAACAGGCCCCAUGAACCAUCCUCUGGCUUCCUUCCCUUACCAUAAGCCUCUCUAAUGAUGUGUUUGGGUCUCACUAGCACAAGUUUAUGUGACACUUGAAGAUAAGCCACAGUGAAGAGAAAAGCCAUGGGCUCCCCCCAAAGAAACCAACAGGAAUGCUCUAUUAUUUUUAUUCAUUUAGAUGUCUUACUUCAUCUUUUUUCAAAGAGGAUUUGAGAUGCACAACACUAAAGAACAACUAAAAUAAGACCAGAGGAGUGAAAACCAUUCUUGCAACACAAAGGAAUGCUUAUCCAAGGCACCAGUGAGUGCUAAUCUAUGAGAAAACCAUUUCUAACCCUCCUGUUGAGUGUUACAAACCAACACAUACCUAUUUAGUCAACCACCACACUUCAUUUCUUUUGGCAGAUAAGGAUAGAUAGUGAGAUUUGAGUCCUAUAAGGGUUAGCCACUACGUACUCUCCCUACAACAUAAAAGCAAACUGGAUCAUAUGCCAAAUUCUAAUUAUUGAACUAUAUAUUUGUUAGAAAACAAGCACCCCAAAACCCCACAUUCAAAAUGACUCUCAGGUUUAAAGUUUUAUUUUAGAUUUUCUAAUCACUAUUUUGCAUAAUGAAAAUAACUUACAAAAUGCAACAGGCAGGAUUCUACCACCUUUAAAAUAGCCAUCAGACCAAGUCCAUACCUGAACAUAGGACAUUUAGAGUUUAGAUAACAGCACUAUUCCUGAGAGGAGAGGUACUAGCUUCACACAUGAGAGAGUUACACCUUUAAUAUAUCUUCUGUCAAUACAUAUUCCUUGAAUUAUUUUCAUUUUGCCACUGAGAAUUCAUUUUGAGCAUUCAUCAUGCCAGUUAACAAGUCUCUAAUUUUCCCAACUUAAAAAAAUUCUUAUCUGAAGUACAUUAUGUUAAAUAACCAAAUAUAGAAGUAGUCACUUCCAGACUACAGGUUCCCCACUUAGAAUUCUAACUGACCACUCCACCGAAACACAAGUAUUACAUCAUGCUAUAUACAGUGUAGUGUAAAUGGCAGAUAUCAUAACAAUGUGCAUAAAUGAAACAAACUGUGUUGUAGCUACUUGAUAUCAGAAAUCAGGAAGUAGAGAUAUUAGUAUGGAAAUAGAAACUUUUCCUGGAAUUUUAUGAGGUCAAAUCUAUUACUCAAGUCCUUUUAGGAAAGAAAAUGGACACUGUAGUGACAAUUUCUUUAACAUAAUUUUGAAAGACAUGAACAUAUUUUGCAUGUAAAUGAUUCAUAAUAAACAUUCAUAAAAAUUGAAGAAAAUGAAAUACUACUUCAAUGUAAAAACUAAGAUCAAAGGACCAGUUUAGAUUAGUUUCUGAUAGAAACCUAAGAGAACCAUAAAACCUUGACAGCCAAUUGUGGCUUAGAAAUUGACUCAACCAGUAGAUAUUUAGAGCUGAUCUUAGAAAGUCUAGGGGCACAGUUGGCUUCUAAUUGAGAUUUAAGACUCUAACCUCAAAUUACUGAAAUUACCCUAACCUCAAAUUACUAGGGAAAGACAGCCUUCAAGGAGUGGGGUGAAUGCUUCACAGAGUUGUGCUCCAAACAAUGUUCUUUGUAGAAUAAGAAGAUUAGCAGCAGCAGCAGCAGCAGCAGCAGCAGCAACAGCAGCACCAGCAGAAUCUUAACCAUGAUGGACAGAGGCUGGUGGAGCCUCCCAUUAAAGGGAUCAGUUAGACCCACUCAUAUGAUCUGAUUCAAAGAACAUGGAAAGCAAUUACCUUCCCAAUAACUAACACCUCUACAUGACACAUGCAUGUGGCAUUUACUCACUUGGUCUAGGCAUUGGCUCUUCAAAAGAAAACAGACUUAACUAAAACACAAAUAUCUACUUGUAAGGAAAGCUACCCACUGACUCCACUUUACCCUUAGCACUAACACUGAGUCACUUAUUAAGUCAAUAGGAGAUGACUGGAAGGAGAGAUGAAGACUUUGCAAAGCAUUGUAGAGAGAGAAGAGUUUGCCAGGCACCUAAAAGUAAAUCUGAGAAAAUGAUAUCUUUCACAUCUACCUUUCCAAAUAGAUAUGAGAUGAAAUGGGAAGAUGGAAAAAGAGGAUCCCAGGAUCAAUCAGUGAAAGGAGAGAGUAUUGAGGCAAGCUAUGAUGAGCAACGUGCUGGAAAGCCACGGGCUAGGGAAAGACAGCCUUCAAGGAGUGGGUGACUAGAAGGGAGUUAAGAGGGAGAAUGAAAGGAUUAUAUGCAUUUAUUCUCUGAAUCAAACAGAAAGCCAAAUUAAAACUGCACACCAUGACCAGAUGAUGCUAUGUAUAUGCUGCUCCUGAUUGCAGAAGCCUCACCCAGCUUAGAUGUGGCCAGCUGCAGGAUUCUGGUGUAGUUUCUGGUGUUCCUAGAAGAGACAAGUCAUGUUACCCCCGAGACUAAUGGGCUAGUAGUGGAAGCCUGGAUACCUCAUUCUCACUUCAGUGUUAAGAAAAAUAUCUCAACAGUACUCUAGACUAGGUCUUUUUUGACUGCUGAAUUAGUCUUAAAAGAGCUCAUAUACACCUCCUGAAUGGUGAUUUCCGAAAAGAGAGCAAAACACAAAUAGGUGUUAUAUAGAAUUUAACCAUACCGAAAAAAACAUAACUGGGAAAAACAAAAUGAAAAUACUCAAAGAAUACUCAGGCACCUAAGUUACCUUACUAGCACCUCCAUAAUUAUUUAUGCCUCAUAUUACAUAAUGGCUCAAAGUUACUUGCUUUCAAAUUUUCUGUACCCUGUAUUCAUAUCUAUUUUGUUCCACUACUAAAACCUAAAUAAAAUCAAUAUCAUGCUUAUUGCCUUCAAAACACAUUGCUUUCCUUCUACAGAAUUGAAAAAGUUAAUGUUUCCUGCCUCGUUCUUAGUCAAAAAGUCAGUGUCUGAUCAUUUGUGAGCCUGUUUGCAGGACUGAGCCCAGGAGAAAAAGCCAUGAGGCCAUACAAGUUGUGCUCGUCCACCUCCAGCACAAGGUUUCACAGCAAUGUAUAAUAUAAAAUUGUUGAAUUUAGGAUUUCUUUGGGUUUUGUUUUUGCCAAUGAACGGAUUUGUGAGUCUAUAACUAUUGUUUCCUUUUUUUAUUCCUGUGAUUCUCUUUAAAUCUGUAUAUACCUCUCAUACCAUUACUGAUUUUGUGAUGUCUUGUUUCUCAGAAAUGUCAAGCUGAGUUGCUUUUCAAACAAACACAUAGUUCAUAUUUUUUCAUAUAAGUUCCUUUUCACAGGAAAUAGUUCUUAUCAAUAAAGUUAAAUUUUUUCAAUAUAGUGUUUACCAUAUCUGGAGAGCCAUAAACAGUAAAUACAUAGUAUAUCAAUCCCCAGAGUAGAAUAGGUAGAGUAUUUUGAUGAAAUCCUAUUUUUAGAUUAUAAAUUUUAAGAUGAGUCUAUAGAAUCUUGUUUUAAAAAAAUUAAAAAGACAAUUGAGACGUAAAUCUAGUAGGCAUUUUUAAUUUAGGAAAACUUAGAUACUUGUUUUUUAAGAAGCCAUUCUAAUAUAAUCAUCCAAUUGGCCAAAACUAACACAAACAUCACUUUCUAAUAGUAACCAAUGGGAUGUUAGAAAAAAAUUCGUGUUUUUAUGUACUAUCAUUUGAUUGCUACAGCCACAUCUUUGACAGAAGUCCCUCACUUAGCACUCAGCAAAACCUGGUAUAUCUUUGCCGGUUUCUCCAUCAUCAUUUUCUAACGCAGCUUGCAGAGUCUAUAAUCUAAUUCAGGAUCAGGGAAUCCACUGUCUUGCACAUUUUGAAGAUCUAGCCCCACUUUGAGUUUCGGCAGAGUUCAUACUAGGAGUGAAGAAUUAAAAGCUUUCUGCUACAGAAAAGGUCCAUGAUGUAGCUCCUACCUGGACAAACCUAUCCCAACCCUGAGGUCCUGCAGGAAGUUUAUGUCUUGCACAGAUAGAGCAGAAAUAAUACAUGUGAGGGACAGUGUGGGGGCAGAUGGAAAGGACCCUGUGAAGGAGGAUGCGGACGGGCGCACUUGUCGUUGUCCAUGGUCCUGACUCACUGUUGAACUUUAAGAGUGCAGCUGUUACUGGGUACUCUGGGAUAGGGCACCUCCAAAUUUUCUUCUGACUCAGAAAAAGUAAAGGAUAGAGGGAGAAAGCAGAGACAAAAACAUCGAUGUAGACUACCAGAGACAAUCAUACCUUUAUUCUCACAUGGUUUCUCCUAUCUCUCAGUUCUCUUUGCUCAUUUUUCCACAAAUUCUACCUCUUUUGAUUCCUUUCUCAUCUUUUUUCUCUCCCUCAUAUCCCUCUUACCAUUCCUUUUGUCUGCUCUUCCCUACCCCUGUACUUUGCUCUUUCAUUUUGAUUUCCUGGAGUAACAGAGAGGAAUGAAGUCUCAGGUCUGCAUCUACCCCUGAGCUGAUCUAUGCAUGCAGCAGAUUGGUGCUCAAGGUGAGGAUGCCCCUGUGUGUUCUUGUGAUACCUUGACUACAGGGACUUUCAAUGGUCUUUUUGGACUCUUGAAAUAUUUACAUCCAAUCUGACCUCCUAUCAAAAGGAACACAGAUGACACAUUUCUAGAAAUUUAGACCAGAUAAUAUCAUCCCUGCAGGGAAUUGUGCCCUGUACCAAACUCUGGUGAAAGAAGUACCUUGUUUCCCUAAUCAUCAUUUUGAAUUAAAAGUUAAAGAGAUGAAGUAUCCUUUAAAAUAUAUAUAUAUAUAAUUAUCUGGAUUCUAUUGCCUCUUUUCACAAGGCACCAGAUUUCUACCACUCUGCAGUACAUGCAUAAGUAAAAACAAAAUCUUUCCCAGCAGUGCCCAGUUAAUUUUCAGCAUUUUUUAAGCAAAAUGAACUCAAUAAAUAGUAAUUCUUAAUUGAAAGUAUGUACAUAAAAAGCAUGAUUGAAUGGCAAUAUAGUACCGAUGAGUGUACAUUUGUAAUAUUUGUAAAAAAAAAAACUUCAAAACCUUAAAAUAUGAAUUUACAUAUGUUAAUUUGCCUCUAAGUUCUGUAAAUUGCACUUCGGUGAUAUCUAAUAAGUGAAUGUUUCUGUUAAGUGAAUAAAAAUAUCAAGUAAAA